AUGGUGUUCAUUCAGAAAGUGAAGAGGUCGAUAAAGAUGCUGUUGGACUUGGGGAAAACGCUGUGUGUUUUGCACCUGUUCUUAUCUAUCCAGAUGAGCCAUCAAGCUGCCGUUUUGGACAUGAUGCCGGAUACAUUUGAUGACCAGUAUAUUGGCUGUGCAGAAUCAAUGGAGCUUGAAAUGCCAAAAAUACUAGAAGAAGAGCUGAAAUACAAUGAGUUUGCUGUAAUGUGGAAAAAUGCUAAGGAGAUAUGGAAGAAAAAAAGAUCAGUCCUUCUAAAUCAAUAUGACGACAAGUAUGGCAUAGCAGUUGUAUUGUACACAAUGUCAAAGCCAUAUCCCAUAAACAAACAGCUUAACGGAAAUGUCUCAAUUGCGGGAAAGUCUCGAGAUUUCUACAUGAAAAAUUUCCAUUUUAAAGCUCUUCACUUUUACCUGACCCGAGCCUUGCAGGUGCUGAGAACGGGCUGUGCCGGCGAGACUCAAGUCUACCGGGGGACAAAAAUUGGUGCUGUGGAUGUAGCUAAGAAAAUGCGUUUUGAUCGGUUUGCAUCUUCCUCUAAAAACAUGACCAUUGCUGAACGAUUUGGAAAGAACCCUUUUUUCAACAUAUCAACCUGCUAUGGUGUGGACAUUGAAGAUUUAUCAGUGUUUAAACAGAAAGAAAUCCUUAUUCCCAUUGGAGAAACAUUUAACUUGGCAAACCAGAUUAACGCCACAUAUGAGCUAGAGAGCACCGGCAAACUCUGCAGCUACUUCAACUGUGCUUACCUAGGAGGUGAGAAGAGAGACAGCCCCGUGUGCAAUGCUGGUUCAGCAGGAUUUCUGUAUUCUGGGCCCAGGACUCACUUCGUCAUCACCGGACUGAUUGUUAUACUUAAUCUAAAGUUUGGCAUCUUUUUCUGA
Rana temporaria (common frog) is the source of this 906-nucleotide messenger RNA. RefSeq names its product ecto-ADP-ribosyltransferase 5-like. Gene Ontology annotation, molecular function: NAD+-protein-arginine ADP-ribosyltransferase activity; NAD+ poly-ADP-ribosyltransferase activity. The transcript is spliced from 5 exons. The coding region runs from base 1 to 906 and encodes 301 amino acids. The record is from RefSeq and is a predicted model, not a curated record. Lineage: Eukaryota; Metazoa; Chordata; Amphibia; Anura; Ranidae.